AUAGAGGUGAAAGAUAUGAAGUAUAAAACUAAAACAGAGAUGCUUACAGAACUUAAAAGAAUUGGGAUUUUUCUGCUGGUUUCGUCAACAAUAGUUUGUGGUCAAAUCUGUUCCGGAACGAGAUGUGGUCAAUGUUUGAUUGUCAAUGGGUGUGCCUGGUGUAAGGAUCCAGAUUAUGCCUUCAGUCGGUGUGCAUCAGAGAGCCAGCUGUCACGUGAUGGUUGUAAUCAAAUCGUCAGAAGAAAGGAGCACAGUGUACAGAUUCUGCAGAACAAUGCCUUCUCGGAUGGUGGACCUACUGAAGAACCCGUACAAAUCAAACCUCAAAGAAUUAAAAUAGCACUUGUUCCAAAUAAGAGUUUAAGAGAUGUAAUGGUUUUCUACAAGAUUGCCAAAAACUUUCCUCUUGAUCUGUAUUUUCUUAACGAUCCGUCCUAUACCAUGAGAGAACUAGUUGCAAGUCUUCGUCGACUGGCCACUAACAUUGCUGAUGACAUCGCAACAAUUACGACUGAUUUUAGAUUUGGACUUGGCACAGCUAUGGAUAAAGUUAUAGACCCUUUCACUCUUCAAGAUCCCAAAAGUCGAUUGAAUCCUUGUGGAUCCGUCUAUUGUGAUAAACCAUACUCUUUUAUACACCGGCUAUCACUGACCAAUAAUGUAAACGAGUUCCAGAAUGCUUUAAGUCGUGUAAAUACAACUGCAAAUCAAGACAUUGUUGAAGGUUUAUUCGAUGGACUGAUGCAAGUCAUGGUAUGUGGGGAGAGAAUAGGCUGGAGAAGUAAAGCUAGACGAAUGGUACUCUAUGCUACAGACAUAAAUUACCAUCACGCUGGAGACGGAAGGGUUGCUGGCAUCUUGGAACCAAACGAUUGCCUUUGUCACUUAGAUGGGACUGGUAAAUAUACGAAGGCAGAAAUACAGGAUUACCCUUCAGUGGGACAAAUUGUUCAGAAAGCUCGUGAGAACAAUAUCAAUAUCAUAUUUGUAAUCGGUGGUGCAGACAAUCCAAUUAUUAGAAACUUGUAUUAUGAUGAACUUACCGCCAUUUUACCAGGCGGGGUCAACAACGCAUCAGCUUUAUCUACAGAUGCUUCAAACAUUCUGAACAUUGUUAGAGAAAACUAUAGGCGCCUUAGAGAAACGGUAAAGUUGAUAGCAAGUGAUGUUCCCGAAGAAUUGACUGUAGAUAUAUACACAAACUGCAAAACAGGAGGACGCAACCUUGAUAGAACGAACAUUUGCACAGGACUGAAUAUCGACACAUGGACAAAUUUUACGCUGUUCAUAACGUCCAACUUCACGGUUUGCCCUGAGAAGAGGAGCGUGAAUUUUACUCUUUUUCCUGAGGGUCUGGAGGAGCGAGUUCAGAUAGAGGUGGAACACGUGUGUGAUUGUGAUUGCCAGCUUGAACCGGAUGCGGAACAAAACAGUACUAGGUGUAAUCGAAGAGGUACAUACGAGUGUGGUAUAUGUCACUGCGAACCCGGGUGGUCAGGCAAGAGUUGUGAUUGUGAUGAGAGGGGAACGAUUAUGGACGCCUGUGGAACGGAAUCAGGAAUUUGCAGCAAUGCGGGUAACUGUACCUGUCGAAAGUGUGAUUGUUUUGAGGGAUACAGUGGGGAAAGAUGUGAAUGUAAUGACCGGAAUUGUCCCUCAUACAAUGGCUUACUAUGCGGAGGAAAUGAACGGGGACAUUGUUCAUGUGGUAAAUGUGUUUGUGACGUAAAAUAUACUGGAAACUCAUGUGAAUGUCCGAUAUCUACGGAAGCUUGCAGAGACAAUAAUGGGACUCUUUGCUCCAAUAACGGAGUUUGUGAAUGUGGAAAGUGUCGUUGUGACGUCAAGUACAGUGGAGCAAUUUGUGACCGAUGUCAGCACUGUCCAGGAACGUGUGAAAACAACAAAAAUUGUGUAGAGUGUGUUGGAUUCAAUCAGGGUCUCUUUAAUGAAACUAUAUGUAUCCAAAGAUGCAAAAAUGUCGAAUCUGUUGCUGAUUUACAGGAAACGGGUACACCUGACAAUGAGACAACGUUCACACCGUGUGUUAUACAAGACAAAUAUGGUUGUAUUAUCAACUUCAACGUUUAUAAUUCCCCAGAUAGACAAUUUAUACAAGUAAAGUCUUCAAAACGUUGUCCUUUGGGGCCACCCAAUCCUGUCACAAUAGGAGCCAGUGUUUCCGGUGCCAUCUUUCUCGUUGGGUUGAUUUUGAUCCUGAUUUGGAAGCUUCUGACAAUGUUAUAUGAUAAACUGGAGUAUGCCAAAUUUGAAUCUGAAAUACAAAACCCAAUUUGGGAGAAGUCUGACAAUCCUAUCUACAAAGAGUGUGUUACAACGGUCCAGAAUCCGGUACAUGAAGCAAACAUAACCCAUGGAGAUGGACCUAAUCUUAAAGAGGAAUAGUUGAUUGGAUGAUUGACUUUUCUUUUAAAAAAAGAAAAGCAACAACUUUGCAAAAACAACCUAUUGGUUAAUUUUAUUCCGAUUAUUAGGCGACAAUAUGAAAAACAUUGGUAAAUUUGCUCUUUGAGUAAAUUUACUAAGUUGAGUAAAGGUCAUUUUGCUAAAUAGAGGGUGUUUCAGAAAACAUGCAACCAUUUACUUUCCUAAGUUUAUUUAUAUGCAAACAUGAACAUAUGAAAGUUUUAUAUAAAAUUAUGCUAAAAAGGCUAAAGUUUUUAUUAAUAACAAAAAUUUAGAAAAAAAUUACCAUUUGAAUUAAUUAUGACGUCAUAUUUGACAUCACUGAAAAAACAGAUAAUUUUAUUCUUAAUGUGGAAUUUAAUAAAAAAAAAUUAGCAAUCAUCAGAGGAGUUCUGAUACUGCUUUAUCAGAGCAUGUCACCAGUUCCUCUGAUUAGGACAAUGAAAAUAAGGUUUACAGAAUGCAAAAAAACUUAUUUAUAGUAAUAUAAGGUGGAAGUUGUAUAAAUCUGUAAAAUUUUUCAGCUAAUGGAAGAGUUAAUGCAUGUUCAAAGAAAUUUGAAGAAAUAAAAAUGAAGAAAAAGACAAUUAGAACACAUGAAAACAUUAAGAAUGUUACAAAAGAGGCACUGUUCCAGAGACUCACAUGAAAUCCUUUUGUAAAAUAACUGAGUUUGGGAAAAAAUUAAGCAAGUCAAGUGUAGAUCAGAUGCUGAAAUAUGUUUUGAAUCUUAAACCUUGGACUUGUUAGAACAAAUGUUUGGAGGACCAUUCAACUCUUUCAAAUCCAUUUUAAUUGGGUCUCCACACUCACCUGACUUAACACCCCUUGACUUUUAUCUGUGGGGAUAUUUAAAGGUCAAAGUUUUUAAAAUACACCCCCAAAAACAAAUGAACUCAAAAUGGUUCGAAAAAUGAGACCUGAAUCAUUACCAAGAGACUCUCUGCAAUAGUAAUGAGAACUUUCUUGCAUCGGAUAGAUUUAUUCAUUCAGCAUAAAUGAAAACAUUUAGAACAUAUUUUGUAACUAAGUGAAAUUUUACAAGUUUCUUUUUUCUUUUGUAAUUCAUUAUCUAUUUGCCAUAUUAACUUUAUUUUCAUAAGAAUAAAUUUUGAAAUUGUGACUUUUAAUUUGAUAUGUUGGUGCAUGGUAUUGGUUGAAACACCAGUAAAAUUUAAUCAAUCAGAAUGGUUGCAUGUUUUCUGAAACACCCUGUACAUCUGACGAUUCAUAUCUUUUUGUAGGAAUUUCCAAUAUGUUGUUUUUGUUAAGGAUUCAACUAAUUGAUUUGCAGUGGACCAGUGUCAUAAUAAAGAAUUUUAACAAUU
Messenger RNA from Saccostrea echinata, 3755 nucleotides. Its product is annotated as integrin beta-3-like. Gene Ontology annotation, molecular function: integrin binding. The transcript is spliced from 23 exons. Gene Ontology annotation, cellular component: integrin complex; focal adhesion; cell surface. The record is from RefSeq and is a predicted model, not a curated record. NCBI's taxonomy places the organism in Eukaryota, Metazoa, Mollusca, Bivalvia, Ostreida, Ostreidae. The coding region runs from base 16 to 2406 and encodes 796 amino acids. Gene Ontology annotation, biological process: integrin-mediated signaling pathway; cell-matrix adhesion; cell adhesion mediated by integrin.